Molecule: messenger RNA, 1530 nt
Organism: Phaeoacremonium minimum UCRPA7
Lineage: Eukaryota; Fungi; Ascomycota; Sordariomycetes; Togniniales; Togniniaceae
Product: putative mfs transporter protein
Exons: 4
Coding region: 1-1530 (509 amino acids)
Biological process (GO): transmembrane transport
Cellular component (GO): membrane
Molecular function (GO): transmembrane transporter activity
Source: RefSeq, a predicted model, not a curated record
AUGGCGGCUGAGAAACCACGGGCCAACGACGGCCCUGAUCAAAUCCAGGUCGCCCAUCACGACGACGUCCUGCAUCAUGCUGCUGAGCGUGGCCAGGUUGCUACUGACAAAUAUGGCCAUUCGCUCGUUACCAUUGACCCUAAGGUAGAAAGGCGCCUCAGGACCAAGAUCGAUCUCUUCGUCGUCCCCACCGUCGCGCUGUUGUAUCUCUUCUGCUUCAUUGACCGUGCCAACAUUGGCAAUGCCAAGAUUGCCGGCUUGGAGAAGGACCUUGGUCUCGAAGGCUACGACUAUAAUGUCGUUCUCUCCGUCUUCUAUGUCUCGUACAUCCUGUUCGAGAUCCCUGCCAAUAUCAUGUGUAAGUGGAUCGGACCUGGUUGGUUCCUCCCAGGCACGACGCUGCUCUUCGGAGUGUCCUCCAUCGCCACCGCCUUUGUCCACAACCGAGCCCAAGCCUGUGCGGUGCGUUUCUUGCUCGGUAUUUUCGAGGCGGGAAUGUUGCCCGGCAUCGCUUACUAUCUUUCUCGAUGGUACCGGCGAGCCGAACUGGCCUUCCGGCUGUCCAUCUACAUGGUCAUGGCCCCUCUAGCCGGCGCCUUUGGCGGACUUCUAGCUUCCGGCAUCCUCAAGCUCUCUCACUUCGGUGGCCUUCAUAGCUGGCGCAUGAUCUUCGGAAUCGAGGGAAUUAUCACCAUCGGGUUGGCCAUCAUUGGUUUCUUCACUCUGACGGACCGACCCGCCACCGCCCGCUGGUUGACGCAAGACGAGAAGGACCUUGCCAUUGCUCGCGUCAAGUCCGAGCGUGUCGGCACGACAGAGGUCCUCGACAAGAUGGACCACGUCAAGCUCCGCCGUGGCAUGACCAGUCCCGUCACGAUUGGCACCGCUGCCGUCUUUCUGCUUAACAACGUAACCGUGCAGGGGCUCGCUUUCUUCCUGCCGACCAUCAUCAAGACCAUCUACCCGACGCACACGGUCGUCUUCCAGCAGCUCUACACCGUUCCGCCGUACGUCGUCGGCGCCUUCUUCGUCGUCCUGUUCCCGACCAUCAGCUGGCGCCUGGACAAGCGGCAGAUCCUCAUCGCGCUGAGCGCCCCGAUGGUCAUGGUCGGCUACAUCAUGUUCCUCGCGAGCAAGGACGCCCAUGUCCGCUACGGCGCGACCUUCCUGAUUGCAAGCUCCGCCUUUGUUCUCGGUCCCAUGAGCAAUGCCCAGGUCAGCGCGAACGUCGUCAGCGACACGGCGCGCUCCAGCGGUAUUGGUAUGAAUGUCAUGUUUGGCAAUAUUGGCGGUCUCAUUUCCACCUGGUCGUUCCUUCCGUGGGACGGUCCCGAUUACCAUAUUGGCAACGGCCUCAAUCUCGCCACUUCCAGCACGAUCUUGAUCUUGUCGACGGCAUUGCUGUUCUGGAUGUAUGCCGAUAACAGGAAGCGUGAGGCGCGGAGCAUCGAAGAGGAGCUUGCUGGCCUGGAUCAAAAGCAGAUCCAAGAUCUGGACUGGAAGCACCCGGCCUUCCGAUGGAGGCCUUGA